This is a messenger RNA of Gregarina niphandrodes, 840 nucleotides long. RefSeq lists its product as hypothetical. NCBI's taxonomy places the organism in Eukaryota, Apicomplexa, Conoidasida, Eugregarinorida, Gregarinidae. The transcript has a single exon. The record is from RefSeq and is a predicted model, not a curated record. Bases 1 to 840 code for a protein of 279 amino acids.
AUGCCGUCUCAGAAGCAGAAGCUUCCCACAACACAUGGUCCCAGGGUCCAGGGCCCGAGUGAGCUCACCAAGUCGGCCAAAGCGCAGGAUGCCGGCUCCCCCCAGCCGGAGUUUGACUGCGUGAAGGACUACCUCAUUUACGUUAGAAGAGUGACUAAAGAAUGCGAACAUAGAGCAGACGGCAGUCAACCGUACGCCAGUCAACCCGACCCGGCUGCACCCGAGGCUGUGAGCUCCUACCUAAGACAGGUGCUCGACGACUUCGCAGCUUGCGACGAAGGCCUCGCCGAUCAGGACUUGCCCGCGCGACUACUUGAAAUCUUCGCGCUCUUUCGGAAACAACGGGCGCUGCAACAGAGACUUUACAAUGCCAGACCGCAAACAGCCAAGCCGCAAUCAGCGACCGCCAACCCUCUUCUGGACCCCAUCCCGGACCCCAUCCCAGACCCAGACCCCGUCCCCGACGCCACCCCCGUUCCUGAUCUCAAUUCCGGUGCAAAUAGCACACCAGAGGCAGAGAUCCUGAUGCCGGGCGAAGCGCAACUGGAGCUUAAGAGACUGGCCGAGCUCUGUCUGGCCCGCAGGUGGAGCGCACGUGGGUUCGAACAAUUGAUGGAGCUGUGGAACGUGCUCCUGAGUCUCGACCCGUUGGACAUCUUGCAACCUGACGUGUCGUCGGAUCUGGGAAUCGUCUGGAGAUCGUUGGGGGAAGAGCGGGAGUCGGCGAGCAAGCCUGGGAGGGAGGUGGUUGUAGACACUGCGCCAAAAAUAGCCCUUGAUCUGCAGCUUCUUAAAAACUUGAUUGCUGCGAUACGAAAAGGUCUUGUUCCCGCGGUCUAG